Molecule: messenger RNA, 1333 nt
Organism: Ostrinia furnacalis (Asian corn borer)
Lineage: Eukaryota; Metazoa; Arthropoda; Insecta; Lepidoptera; Crambidae
Gene: HDAC3
Product: histone deacetylase 3
Exons: 5
Coding region: 296-1333 (345 amino acids)
Biological process (GO): epigenetic regulation of gene expression
Molecular function (GO): histone deacetylase activity
Source: RefSeq, a predicted model, not a curated record
UUGAUUUUAUAAUCUGUGAUUUUGUGUUUGUUGGUUGGUGCUGCACUGCAUUUUCCAUGCAUUUUCACAGUUUUCUUCAGAAUUUUUGUGCGUUGAAGUAUUUUUUUCGGGUUUUAGGCAACUUACAAAGUACAAUAGUUAUUCCCACAUUGUGUUAGUGUUUCGUGAUUUCAAUAUAAAAGAAUGGAGUAGCUGCUAUGUUAGGUGACAUUCAACUAACUAAACGUUUGAUAGUGAUUGCUUUAAUUCUUGGUAUUAUUUACAUUUUGAAGGAAUACGUGUUUGUUUAUCCGAUAUGAGUCAGCAUCGGGUUGCUUAUUUUUAUAACGCGGACGUGGGGAAUUUUCAUUAUGGGCCAGGGCACCCUAUGAAACCUCACAGGUUAUCCGUGACGCAUAGUUUGGUCCUCAACUAUGGUCUGCAUAAAAAGAUGCAGAUCUACAAGCCUUACCGAGCCAGUGCCCACGAUAUGUGUCGCUUCCACAGUGAAGACUACAUCGAGUUCUUGCAGAAUGUCACCCCACAAAAUAUACAAAGUUAUUCAAAAGACUUGCUGCAUUACAACGUAGGCGAUGAUUGUCCUGUGUUCGAGGGUCUUUUUGAUUUCUGUUCGAUGUACACCGGCGCUUCGUUGGAAGGUGCCAUGAAGUUAAACAACAACUCGUGUGAUAUUGCUAUCAACUGGUCAGGAGGACUGCACCAUGCUAAAAAAUUUGAACCUUCAGGAUUCUGUUACGUAAACGACAUUGUGAUAGCAAUACUAGAGCUGCUUAAAUACCACCCUCGAGUUCUGUACAUAGACAUUGACGUGCAUCACGGAGACGGCGUUCAAGAGGCUUUUUAUCUGACGGAUAGAGUAAUGACCGUCAGUUUCCACAAAUACGGCAAUUACUUCUUCCCUGGUACAGGAGAUAUGUAUGAAAUUGGCGCUGAAAGUGGUAGAUACUACUCUGUGAAUGUGCCACUUAAGGAAGGCAUUGAUGACCAAAGCUAUGUGCAGGUGUUCAAGCCGGUGAUAUCGAACGUUAUGGAGUUCUACCGUCCGACUGCUAUAGUGCUGCAGUGCGGCGCGGACUCGCUAGCGGGCGACCGGCUCGGGUGCUUCGCCCUGUCCACCCGCGGCCACGGGGAGUGCGUCAAGUUUGUCAAGAACCUUAACGUGCCUACGCUCGUGGUUGGGGGCGGAGGGUACACCUUACGAAACGUCGCGCGUUGCUGGACGUACGAGACGUCCCUUUUAGUUGACGACAACAUAUCCAACGAGUUACCUUACACCGAGUAUUUGGAGUUCUUCGCGCCAGACUUCCAGCUGCAUCCAGAGGUUGGCAAGUAA